Molecule: messenger RNA, 1206 nt
Organism: Colletotrichum karsti
Lineage: Eukaryota; Fungi; Ascomycota; Sordariomycetes; Glomerellales; Glomerellaceae
Exons: 1
Coding region: 1-1206 (401 amino acids)
Biological process (GO): positive regulation of Ras protein signal transduction; protein phosphorylation
Molecular function (GO): protein serine/threonine kinase activity
Source: RefSeq, a predicted model, not a curated record
AUGAGCCUACGAUCAAUACUCGGUGGCGGCCGAGUCAAAAAGUCAAAACCUACCAAAUCUCCGGCUGCAUCCCCACGCAAGAACAACGGAACCAGCAGUCCGCGGACAGGCGGGGGUGCCAAGAAGAAGAAGGUCGAACCAGAUUCAGACGGCGAUGAUGAUUACUUCAACGACAGGCUCGACGAUGCCGGGCUGGUCGCGGCACUGGCGACGGACAUGUCUCUCCGGGAUGUCGUGCAGGCCAUCAGGUACACCCGCAACCACAUGUUCGGCCCGGUCCCCACGGAGGCGGCGGGCAUGAAGUCCACGCGCAUCGCCGAGGUGCUAAACUACCGUAAAGCAAUGCCGGGGCUCGUGACGGUCUCGCACCUGCACGCGCUGCUGGCCUCUCCAACGGCGGUGGAACGGGAGGUCGCAGAGUUGGAGCGCGGCGGAGCGGUUCGAAAGAUCUACGUGCAACGUCGCGGAGGGCUGGGCGAGGCGCUUAUCCAGAGUUCCGAGUUAGAGGAGAUGAUCACGCAGGCCGCGGGUGCGGGGCUUGACGAUGAGACCAAGGCCGUUUUCUCGAGAUAUCUCAAGGAGAACCCGCAGGCGCAGACGAUGCCGCGCUCUGCUUGCAAUUACAAGCAGGCUGACGCCUUGGUAAGGGCCGGGUUCCUGACGGCCAGGAUACACUCAGGAGACGUAAAUACGCCGUUGAUGAAUCUUCAUUUACGCCCGGAGGUGCGCGCCAGCUUGACGAGUAUCGAGACGGUAUCUCGCGCAGCGUCCGGCAGCUUCGACGCCGUGGGCGGGCAAGGAGCAAUACAUGCCGCGGGUGGUGGGGGAGGGGCGCCGCAGUUGCCCCGCGCCGACGCGUCAUCUCCGGGAGCCGAUUUCACACUCGCGGUCCCCGGGAAUGGGUCAUUCCUCAAGCUAACCGCCGCCGCGGUGGAACAUCUUUCCAAGCUGCUGUCUAAAUCGCAAUUUAGGGAGAUGCCCGUGUCUAUGCUAAAGGAGCGAUGGGAAGGUGGCGUGGCCCGUGACGAGGCGCGCCUGGCAAGGAGGGCCAGGGGAGAGUUCGCCGGAGUGAUGCCAGGAAGGACGAAGAGAUGGAAAGACUUUUACGGACUGGAAUUUGACUGGGUACUGGAGGAGGCCAUGGGUGCUGGUCUAGUUGAAGUCUUCGAGACACGGAGUGUUGGUAGGGGAGUCCGUUUGCUGUAG